This is a messenger RNA of Manis javanica (Malayan pangolin), 2474 nucleotides long. It is a transcript of the gene KLHL32, whose product is annotated as kelch like family member 32. The record is from RefSeq and is a predicted model, not a curated record. Gene Ontology annotation, molecular function: protein binding. Lineage: Eukaryota; Metazoa; Chordata; Mammalia; Pholidota; Manidae.
CACAGUUCUUCACAACUGCAUCCCCCAGACCCGCAGAGCGAAGCUACUGCGUUUUGUCCUCACCUCAGCCCGGUGGGGUGAAGCAGAGCCGGUGUGCAUCAGGGAGAGCCCGGUGCCUGCGCUGCCUCCUCGGGUCCCCAGCCCAGCAGACCGCUCACCCCAUCGGCUGGGAUGCUUGCCGAUUCCUCUGCAGACUUCUAAGGCUGAGACCCCGAGGGAGCCCGCUGGAGAAUGCCGUCGGAACGCUGCCUCAGUGUUCAAGAAAUGCUGACAGGCCAGAGGCUCUGCCACUCGGAAUCUCACAACCAUAGCGUCCUGGCAGCGCUGAAUCAGCAGAGAAGCGACGGCAUCCUCUGCGACGUCACCCUGAUUGCCGAGGAGCAGAAAUUCCCUGCUCACAAGGCCGUCCUGGCAGCGUGCAGCGACUAUUUCCGGGCUAUGUUCAGUCUUUGUAUGGUGGAAAGUGGAGCUGACGAGGUGAAUUUGCACGGUGUGACCAGCCUGGGCUUAAAGCAGGCCCUGGAGUUUGCAUACACAGGACAGAUUUUGUUGGAGCCAGGCGUGAUCCAGGAUGUGCUAGCAGCUGGCAGUCACCUACAGCUGUUGGAGCUUCUCAGUUUGUGUUCCCACUAUCUCAUCCAGGAAUUAAAUAGCUUUAAUUACUUGGAUCUGUACAGACUUGCUGACCUCUUUAACCUCACGUUGCUGGAGAAGGCCGUGAUCGAUUUCUUAGUGAAACAUCUCUCUGAACUCCUGAAGAGUCGCCCUGAAGACAUUCUAACGCUUCCUUAUUGUCUACUUCAGGAGGUCCUGAAGAGCGACCGCCUCACCUCCUUGAGUGAAGAGCAGAUCUGGCAGCUGGCCGUGAGGUGGGUGGAGCGCAACUGCCAUCAGCAGCACAUGGACGAGCUCCUGCAGCACAUCCGCUUCGGCCUCAUGGACGUGGCUACUCUCCACACAGUCGCCCUGUCCCACCCCCUGGUCCAGGCGAGUGAGGCCGCAACAGCCCUCGUCCAGGAGGCCCUGGAAUACCACCAGAGCAUCUACGCGCAGCCCGUGUGGCAGACCCGCAGGACCAAGCCGCGGUUCCAGUCGGACACGCUGUACAUCAUCGGUGGGAAGAAGCGGGAGGUCUGUAAAGUCAAGGAGCUUCGCUACUUCAAUCCCGUGGAUCAGGAGAACGCGCUCAUCGCGGCCGUCGCCAACUGGAGUGAGCUGGCCCCCAUGCCCGUGGGCCGGAGCCACCACUGCGUGGCAGUCAUGGGGGACUUCCUGUUCGUGGCGGGCGGGGAGGUGGAGCACGCCCGGGGCCGGACCUGCGCUGUGCGGACCGCGUGCCGCUACGACCCCCGCAGCAACUCCUGGGCCGAGAUCGCGCCCAUGAAAAACUGCCGCGAGCAUUUCGUGCUGGGGGCCAUGGAUGAAUAUCUGUACGCGGUCGGGGGCCGAAACGAGCUGCGCCAGGUGCUGCCCACCGUGGAGCGAUAUUGCCCCAAGAAGAACAAAUGGACUUUCGUGCAGUCCUUUGACCGGUCCCUCUCCUGCCAUGCUGGCUACGUGGCUGACGGCCUUCUUUGGAUAUCAGGUGGAGUAACUAACACGGCACAGUAUCAGAGCAGACUAAUGGUAUAUGAACCUAACCAGAAUAAGUGGGUAAGCCGCAGCCCCAUGCUGCAGAGAAGGGUCUACCAUUCCAUGGCGGCCGUCCACAGGAAGCUCUAUGUUCUUGGAGGCAAUGACCUAGACUACAACAAUGACCGGAUCCUUGUGAGGCAUAUAGAUUCUUACAAUAUAGACACUGACCAGUGGACGCGCUGUCAUUUCAAUCUGUUGACUGGCCAAAAUGAAUCUGGAGUUGCUGUCCAUAAUGAGAGAAUAUAUUUAGUUGGUGGAUAUUCGAUUUGGACAAAUGAGCCUCUGGCUUGUAUCCAGGUCGUAGACGUAAGUAGAGAAGGCCAAGAAGAAGUGUUCUAUGGGCCUGCGCUCCCUUUUGCUUCCAACGGGGUAGCGGCUUGCUUCCUGCCGGCCCCAUAUUUCACAUGCCCUGACCUUCAGACUCUUCAAGUGCCUCAUCACAGGAUCGGCACCGUCUGAAAAGCCAAAGCUAUUAAUGACCAUGAUGAAUGAACACGAGGGAAAAAAGGCCUGACUUGUGGAUCCAGGCAUGACAAGACUCAGUACUCAGUGGUUCCCUGUUUUGUUUGAUGGGUCUUAUAUUCAGAUAAACAUGAGCAAAAAAUGAACAGUUUUCUAAAAUAUAUUAUUGAAAACUCCUAUCACCCUUCUCUUUGUGUGUCAACAUACAAUACCAUCUGUAUGACUUUUACUGUGGUGUAAUUUAGUGCCGACUUAGUGGCCCAUUAUUGUCCCAUGGGUCUUCGGAGCAUUCUUUGUACACUUUUUGUAAUCAGUGCUGUCUAGGACAUGACACUGUGAGGGAUGUCAUUUACUUCACAUGAUCUGAAAAAAAAAAA